Aspergillus melleus is the source of this 1164-nucleotide messenger RNA. RefSeq names its product MFS transporter. The record is from RefSeq and is a predicted model, not a curated record. Gene Ontology annotation, biological process: transmembrane transport. Bases 1 to 1164 code for a protein of 387 amino acids. Gene Ontology annotation, molecular function: transmembrane transporter activity. Gene Ontology annotation, cellular component: membrane. The transcript has 3 exons. Lineage: Eukaryota; Fungi; Ascomycota; Eurotiomycetes; Eurotiales; Aspergillaceae.
AUGGGUGCUAAUGAUGCCGCGUAUGGUGCGAUAAUUUCCUACCUUGAGGAAUACUACCAGAAAAGCUAUACGGUUGUUUCCCUAGUGUUUCUCUCCCCUUUUGCGGGCUACACUAUCUCUGCCUUUGUCAGCAAUUCGAUUCAUCAGCAUCUCGGUAGACGAGGCAUCGCCAUUAUUGGUCCUGCGUGUCAUUUACUCACUUUCACGAUAAUAUCCAAUCAUCCGCCGUUUCCGGUCCUGGUGUCCCUGUAUGUCCUCAUAGGAUUGGGCAGCGGUAUCCAGAAUGCGGCGUGGAAUGUGUGGAUCGGAAACAUGGCGAACUCGCAUGAAGUUCUCGGCUUCUUUCACGGAUUCUAUGGCAUUGGGGCUACGGCUAGUCCUCUUGUUGCUACCAGUUUGAUUGCCAAGGCUGGAUGGCAAUGGUACUCUUUUUACUCUCUAAUGGCUGGAGCAGCUGCUAUCGAGCUUAUCUACGCGACCAGCGCAUUCUGGCUUGAAACCGCGUCAAAGUACCGACAGGAGAAUUCAAACUCCUCAAACUCAAGCGGAAUGAUGCGCCAGACUCGCCUUUCCCUCACAUACAGGGCUACCUGGAUCUGUGCUGUUUUCCUCUUCCUCUACGGGGGCGUGGAAGUCUCCAUCGGUGGUUGGAUCGUCGUCUUCAUGACCAGUGUCCGCCAGGGCAGUGCAUUUGCAGGUGGUAUGACAGAAACAGGCUUUUGGCUCGGCAUCACAGUGGGCCGAUUUGUCCUUGGAUUCGUGUCGCCCCGAAUUGGCGAGAAGUCAUCCAUUGCUAUAUACAUGAUCCUUGCGAUCGUGCUUGAGGUCAUUUUCUGGCUCGUUCCUCAGUUCAUUGUUUCCGCACUUGCGGUCUCCUUUGUUGGGUUUUUCAUGGGAACGAUCUACCCCGGCGUUGUCGUGGUGUCAACACGUCUUUUGCCCAGAAACCUCCAUGUCGCUGCAAUAGGGUUUGCCGCUGCGUUUUCGAUGGGCGGGGGUGCUGUUUUUCCUUUCAUGGUCGGCGCCAUUGCACAGACAAAGGGGGUAAUGGUGUUACAGCCUAUUCUCCUGGCAAUGCUGACUGUGGCGUUAGCAAUUUGGGCAACACUGCUUAGAGUUCCGAAACUGGAGCUGCUACGUCGAGUCUUACCUGAUAGACCCUGA